GUGAAAUAUCGGAAAGGAGAUGAGAUUGGAGCACAAAAAGGGGAAAGAGAGAUAGAUAGAGUAGAGAAGCCAAGAGUGGUGCAGCAGCGUGAGGAAGAGAAGAACAAGGAAAGAAAGAUAAGCUAAGCAAAGCAUAGCAUAGCACAGCAGCCCCCCUAAGAUCUCUCUGAUAAUUGUGAUAACAGCAAAAGAGGAUCUUUUGUGGACACAAUCAAAUUUCUGGGGUUGAAAAAAAUCUCUUUUUCCCUGUCUGCGAAUAUGGGGUGUAUGUGAUUAUGGUUGUUGAUGAGAGGGUGUAGCUGAUUCCGCGGAAAGAUAGGAUUUUGGUGUGGAAUGGACAGGAUUAGAGAAGCCAGAAGAAGCACUAUGGCCGCAAAUGGAUUAACCAGACGAAGACACAGGACUAACAACAGUCUUAGAGACUCACCAGAGGAAGAUGGAGCCAUGGAGCUGCAAGAACCAUCCAGGUUGCGAGAUCGAGGAGGUAGUGGGAAAAAGGAUCGAGAUCGUGAAAGGGAGAGGGAAAGGGAGAGAGAUCGAUUGGGUCGAAGCAAGAAGAGAAGAGGAGAUAGGUUGAUGCAUAGCAGCAGAGAAGAUGGCGGAGAAGACACUUCUGAAGAGAGUAUCAACGAUGAGGACGACGACGACGAUGAAGACGGUGGCGGCGGCGGCAGCGGCAGCGGUAGCGCUUCAGUGAGAAUGCUUCCGCUGAACCCCUCUUCGCUCUCCAACCAGCAUCAUCGGAAGAGCUUCCCUCCGGCGAAAGUUUUAAGACCAACGCCGCCGACGACGUGGAAGGCCGCCGAUGAGAUGAUCGGAGUAUCCGUCCCUAGGAAAGCACGCUCGGCCUCUACGAAGAGGUCGCACGAAUGCUGGGCUUCGAGCGGUGGCGGUAUCGUGGCGGAACAAAAUCACCGACAGCCGUCGACCUCCCCGGUGAGGGCGGCUGCGCCGGCCUCGCCUUCGUCGUCGAACGCCUCUGUUAGGAAGAAGAUAAAGCAGAAUGGCGGAGCCAAGUUUCGACCACCCAAAACGACGACGUCGUCGUCGUCCAAGCCGUCGUCUUCAGCGCAGGACGAGAUCGAAAUAGAGAUCGCGGAAGUGUUGUACGGCAUGAUGAGACAACCUCAAGGACCGUCGAAACAAGAAAUCAUCGCCAACGAUUCCACCAAGUUCGAUUCCCGAGAAUCUAAUAAAUCUUCCACCGAUGCCAAGUCACCGAUCUCAAACCCACAAAAUUCAAGCUCUUCCGCCACACCCAUGUCCGCUGUUGCUCCGAAGAGGAAAAGACCGCGACCGGUAAAGCACGAGGAUGAGAAUCCGGCGAGUUUGAUCGUUCGGAGCAGUCCCAUUUCGUCAACGACGAAGGCCGAGAGCGAUCAGCCUUCAAAGAUGGAGACUUGUUCUUCCAAUUUGGAUAAGAACAACGUGGGGUCUGUUUCCGAGAAUCUGGCGCAUUCUCAGACAGUUCAAAUUAUGCCGGAGCCGGUGAAGCCGGAGAACAACGAGUUUAAGCCGGCGGCGACGGAGGAAGCGGAGAAGCAGAAAGAUGUGGGGUUGAGUGAGGUGGUGGUGUCUCCUCAGUUGCCCAAGAAGGAAUCUCCUGUGCGACAAGUAGCAGAUGAUGACCGUGAAGAUGUGAAAGCGACUAAAGCGAAUCACUCAAUAUCCGAGAGUGAUAAUCAGCGAGAAGAGAAGUUCCAGAUAGAUCUGAUGGCGCCACCUCCUCCAUCGAGAUCUUCUCCGGAAAGGGAUGUGGAGAAUAAUAAUAAUAUGGUGAUUGACGCAGAAAAGGAAGUGAAGCCUAUGACGAAGGAGGACGAGAAAGUGCUCAGAAUGAACAAGGAAGUAGCAAUGGUUAUAGAAAUGGAGAAAGUGAAAGCAAAAGCGGAAGAAACUGAUUCGCAGAAACCAAGUUUUGUGCAGAAAGAAAGAGGAAUUGACUUGCAGCUUGAUUUGGAGAAAGUUGAUAGGGUAGAUACUAGUGGCAAUGUUGGUAGUAUGGUUAACAAGAAGCAGCAACAUCAGAACGUUCAGAGGCAGCAAACGAACUCAGAGAAAAAUGUUCAAUCCAAUUCUUUGCCUCUACCAUUGUCUGUUCCUAGCUGGCCUGGCGGGCUUCCUCCCAUGGGCAGAUAUAUGACACCUCUGCAAGGAGUUGUAUCCAUGGAUGGGACUCCUGUGACAUCUGCAGCAAUACCGCCUCCCCAUCUUCUUUUUAACCAGCCUCGGCCGAAAAGGUGUGCAACCCACUGCUACAUUGCUCGCAAUAUAUUGUGUCACCAGCAAAUUGCGAGGAUGAAUUCAUUCUGGCCAGCAGCAGCAGGUUCUGCAUCACUAUACGGGGCUAAGCCCAGCAAUCUUAAUGUUGUACCCUCCACAGAGUUGCAUGGGAAUGUUCCCGGCAGGGCUGCAAACUCUUCUCAGGACAAAGGGCAUGGUAUUGCCAUGUUUCCAGGACAUAUUGGGAAGGACAAAGCCUCUCAGCCUGCCAUUGUGGAUAAUUCAUCAAGAAAACAAAUUUUGCUUCAGCAAGCUUUACCCCCAGGAGCAGCACCUAGUAAUAUCUUGCAUGGCCCUGCAUUCAUAUUCCCGCUGAAUCAGCAGCAAGCAGCUGCUGCGGCAUCUGUUCGGCCUGGAUCUGUGAAGUCUUUGCCAGUUUCUAGUAAUGGAGCACCCUCCAGUGUCUCCAAUUCAGCCCCGUUGAAUGCUUCUGGCACAGGCACUGUGGCGGUGGCAGCGGCUGCGGCUGCCGCUGCCCCAACGAUGAGCUUCAGCUAUCCAAAUAUGCCUGGCAAUGAAACUCCGUACUUGGCCAUUUUGCAGAAUAAUGCUUACUCAUUUCCAAUACCAGCACAUGUUGGUGGUCCACCUGGCUACCGUGGAACCCCCCAUGCCCAGGCUUUUCCAUUCUUCAAUGGCUCCUUCUAUUCUUCUCAAAUGCUGCAUCCUUCACAGAUUCAGCAGCAGCAACUUCCUGCUCAGUCACAGCAGCAGAAUCAACAGGGCCAUCAAAAUACAAGUAUGUCUAGUGGAUCCUCCUCUUCUCAGAAGCAGCAUGCUCAAAAUCAACAACAAAAGCCUAAUAAUAAUGCUACUGGAUCCAAUGGGGGUGCAAGUUUGCAAGGCUUUCCUGUCACCAAAACCCCACCAUCACAGCCACUGCAGUUGCAACAGCAACAACCGCAGCAGAGGCAGAAUCAUCACACUUCUCAUCCAGCUCGCCAGGUUGAGUCUGAGAUGGGUGGUGAAGACAGUCCAUCUACUGCUGAUAGUCGUCUCGCCCGUGCCACCAUGAAUAUUUAUGGCCAAAAUUUCACAAUGCCUAUGCAGUCGCCAAACUUUGCUCUGAUGACACCUGCCUCAAUUGGUGCAGGAGGCUCCAAUGGCAGUCACAGUGAAAAGAAGCAACCCCAGCAGCACCCUGGUCCAAAGGCUGGAGGUGAAACAGCUCCUGCAUUUGCCAUGUCAUUUGCAUCCAUGAAUGGAGCUACUGGCGCCUCUGGCCUUGACCUCUCAUCUAUUGCACAGAACAACCAUUCAAUCAUGCAGAGUAAUCAUAACUAUCAUAUAAUGGCAGCACAAGCUGCCAGUGCUCAGUUGAAGAAGAGUUAUCAUGCCGCCGAGGAAGGGAAAAGUGUAGUUAAUCCUUCUAAUCUAGACGAAGAUAGAAAAGCAAUAUCUGCUGGAAAAAUUCCGGCAACAAUGGGGCAAUCCAUUGCAUUCGGAAGGCCAGAUGUAUCUGAUCCCUCAUUGGCGUCGUUAUCGGGCGGCAACAAUGUGAUUGAUACCUCGGGCCGUAAUCUAAACCUUGGUUCUGCUUCUUCUCGUGCUUCUGCUUCUGUUAUGCCUGCUGCCAUCAGCACUAAUGCAGCCAGUUCUCAGCAACAAAUGCAGCGAAAUCAGCAGCAGCAAAUUCUUCAGCAUCAGAAGCAGAAUCAAUUUGCAGCUGCAGCUGCAGCAGCCGCCGCGGCGGCCCGCAACAAGACCCCAUCAACUAGCAAUGGCAGUGUUUACUCUGAUAACCUCCCUUCUACAUCUUCAAUGGCUAAUAAGUUUCCCAGUGCUGUAUCCGCAUUCCCUCAAAACCUUGUACAGAGCAGUAACACCGUUGCUCAGUCACCUUCUCAGUGGAAGAACUCUUUAAGGGCAACAACCACUUCACAGUCGCCCCCAUCCAUGGCUUCAACAACACCAUCCUCAUCGGUCAAAAGUCACCCACAGCAGCAGGCUCGUUCCCAGCAACCUCACACCCAAAUAUCUUUCGCAACAAAUCCAAAAUCAUCCGCAGCACAAGUUCAACCUGCAAGUUCCACCCAGUCCCCAUCUCCCCCAGUCAUGGUUGGCUCACCAACAACUUCAUCAAUAUCAAAAAAUACUGGUAGCCCAAGGACAACUUCAGCCUCAACAACCAACAAUAAGAUAAGCCAAAGUUCUUCUUUAUCCUCUCAGCAAGCCAAGAACUCUUCUGCUGUGCCGGCGCGCAAAUCGUCACCUGUUGGCAGCAGGAAUGUGCCGUCAAUACUUAAUGUUCCUCAGCUAACUCCCCCUUCCAGCACUGGGAGUAAAUCCCAACUGCCACAGCAGCAACAGAAGCAGCAGCAGCAAAUACCAAAGCAAGCAUUACCACAGGCCCAGCUUUUCUUCUCUAAUCCUUACAUGCAUCCGCAAUCCAACAGUUCCACAUCCACCACCACAGUUCCAAGUGGUUAUUACCUUCAACAUCAACACCACCACCAACAACAUCAACAGCGGCGUGGCCCUGAGCAGAUGCAGCGGCCAGGCUCUUCCGGCACUUCCCCGGCCGUGAACAAUGUGAAAGGCAGCAGUGCCUUACCUACGCAGGGUCUUUUGCAUCCGGCACAGGUUGCUGCAAUGCAACCCUCUGGGAGCCACCCUCAGUUUGUUCCUACUGGCUUUUCUUAUGCUUCUUAUCAUGUUCAUUCUGUGCCCUCAGUUCAAGUGAAGCCAGCGGAGCAGAAACAACCUGCGGGUGAGUAGAAUGUUAUAAUAUACUUUAUUUGCUGCACCCCUGUGCUUGCGGUUAUCAAAGAAGAAAGGUAUAGCUUGAGUGAAGCAUGCUAAUUGGCAUGGUAUUUUGAAGUGCAAGAUGGGGGGUCCCUCUCAAAUGAUUUGGGGGGGGGGGGGGGGCAUGUUGUUAUGUUGAUGAUGCCGUACGUGGAAAAAGCAAGCAAACUGGAGUAGGUCACGGCCAACGAAGAUAGAGAUGAUUUGGAUUCCUCAAUUUUGGAUGGGAAAUCGACCAGACCAAGAACAUUGAUGUGCCUGAAUUGUGUUUAGUAAUUUGUUUGUACCCUGGUGUUUAUAAAUCUGACAAGGUUGAUCCUGAAGUCUAAUCAAAAUUCGAUUGGUUUUUUCAGAAGGAUGUGGUGGGGGAAAAAAGAUGGAGGAAAGGAAGGGAAAGAACCAUCUUUUCUUCUUUUGGGGAUGUAAUGGAGUUUACCUACAUGUUCUUUCUCCUCAUCUUUUCUUUUUAGUUAUUUUAUUUUGUCUUCUAGGGCUACUAGAGCAGCAGUAAGCAUCUUUUUGACAAAGUCUAUGUGGGAGAAGGAUGAAGUAUGUACGUGUCUGCCUGAUCAUAUAUUAUAGUAACCCUCAAUUUUAUUUUAUUUUUAAUUUAAACAUCAGAAGAUGAUUUCCCUCAUACCCCUUGCCGGUGUCGCCGUGAUGCCCCAUUGGUUUUGUUUUUCUUUGCCCAAGUUCUAGUGAAAAUUUGAGUGGGCGGUGACACAAAUUGCAAUGAGUGUAAAAAGCAAUAGCUUUUUGAGAGAUGGGGACUUCCAUGUGUGGAGUGUGGAAAUUCAAUCAGAGUAAAGACUAGAAACAAAGUGGGGUUUAGAUAAAAAAAAAAUAAAAAAUCAGAAAGGAUCUGAAUUAUUUUUCCAUAUCACUAAUGGUUGGUUUUGCGCAAGGAUGGCGUGGUCCGCGGAUCAUGUGGUAAAAGAUGGCUUCAAAGUUCCUUCCUUCCACCGAGUUAGACAAGUUUGAAUUUCCUUUGCUGAGAUGUGUGCUCUUCACUGUCACCAUCGCACACGUGGCUGAUGGAUUUAUAGCAGAUGUGUAACUAUUCUCUUCUCGGUAUUAUCAUAUAUGGAUUGUUAUCCUAAGCUAAUAGUAUAUGUAUCAUUAUAAAAUCAUAUUAAAUAGCGUGUGUGUUGGUGGUACUUGGUAGGGUAGGCUCUUUUUCCUUCCUCGUAAUAGGAGCAAAUUGCCUUCCAUGUUUGCCCUUGUAGAGGUCCCCACCAUGAGACAGAACCUUGGCCCACUCAAGCAAUCACAGCGUUUAGAACCAAACUUAAAGCAGCAACACAUUGCGGGUCCUGACAUCCCACCUGUGACGAUGUGAAAAACUUUGCUCUUGUCUCUACGUGAUACACGUGUAUCCAAUGCCUUUAUAUUUUCUUUUUAUUUCUCAAAGUAACAAUGUUCCAAA
Molecule: messenger RNA, 6454 nt
Organism: Glycine soja
Lineage: Eukaryota; Viridiplantae; Streptophyta; Magnoliopsida; Fabales; Fabaceae
Product: protein TIME FOR COFFEE-like
Exons: 12
Coding region: 334-5001 (1555 amino acids)
Biological process (GO): regulation of circadian rhythm
Cellular component (GO): nucleus
Source: RefSeq, a predicted model, not a curated record